Meloidogyne enterolobii is the source of this 243-nucleotide messenger RNA. The record is from the annotation of a GenBank genome assembly. NCBI's taxonomy places the organism in Eukaryota, Metazoa, Nematoda, Chromadorea, Rhabditida, Meloidogynidae.
AUGACCCCAUUUUUCAAAAUUAUUUUAAACGCUACAGUGCCAACUUUGCUUUAUUAUGGAGAUACAGAUUCUGUCUGCAAUUUUAUUAUGGGUCAAAAAUUUUCGGAACAACUUGGGCUUAAACUUAAAAAACCAAAACAAGCCUGGUUGUUUAAUAAACAAAUAGGAGGGUUUAAAACUGAAUAUUUUGGAGGAUUAACGUUUUUAACUGGCAAGUUUAUUAUUUUCUUGAAUUAUUUUUAA